CAAUACGAUGUCGAGAAACGUGGAAAUCAAGGCAAAAGUUCAAAAUCUCGAUGAGACGGUUCGCCGCGCCGUGGAAAUUUCCGGAAAACAGCCGACUAUCUUGAAGCAGCAUGACAUCUUUUACGAGUCACCGAAUGGCCGCCUGAAGAUGAGAAGCGUUGAGGAGAACGGAGUGGCCCACACAGAGCUUAUUUGGUACGAUAGAUCUGACGUGGCUGGCCCGAAGCUCAGUAAUUUCAACAAAUUCGACGUUCCAUCUGAAGUUCUUGAUGCUCUGAAGCUCUCCCUCCAAUCCUCAAUGGGAGUCAAAGGAGAGGUGAAAAAGACGAGAACUCUGGUGCUCCACGGUCAAACACGAAUUCAUAUUGAUCGCGUCGAUGGGCUCGGUGAUUUUAUGGAGUUGGAAGUGUGCCUGUCGCCUGAAGAGACUCCAGAGCACGGAGAGAAGAUAGCUCAUGAGAUUCGGGAGCUGCUCGCCGUGCCAGAGACCGAUUUGCUCACUGGUGCCUAUAUGGAUAUGUUGAAGGCUUGAAGGCUUCAAUUAUUUGUUAAAUUUGAAUUUUUUUUUUUUUCAAUAGCUCUCGGUUAUAUGUUGUUAUUGCGGAUACAUAAAAGUUUAUGCAUCAG
Messenger RNA from Caenorhabditis elegans, 627 nucleotides. It is a transcript of the gene F35D11.4, whose product is annotated as CYTH domain-containing protein. The record is from RefSeq and is marked reviewed. The coding region runs from base 8 to 532 and encodes 174 amino acids. The transcript is spliced from 3 exons. NCBI's taxonomy places the organism in Eukaryota, Metazoa, Nematoda, Chromadorea, Rhabditida, Rhabditidae.